CCAAAGGACUUUAAGGAGGUGCUUUCAGACUUGGGGACUUAUGCAACUUAUCAUAUAAAGCACAAGCAUCUUGCCAUGGAGAAUAUGCAGACUGUUAGUCCGGAGCCGACCACCAGAGGGAGCUUCUUAAUUCUGGCCCUGAAUUUACCGUCCAUGCCACUGGCUUGCCUUUACCUGGCGAUCAUUUUCUUCUCAUCAUACUGGCAGAAGUACUCCAAACCCCUGGAGAUGCGGAAGAUCCUAUUAGUCUACAACAUGGCCUGUAGCAUCAUGAGCCUGUACGCCACUUUCCUCUUUGUGCAAGGCCUCAGCGUGGCAGAUUCCAUCUUUCAGAAGGAGUUUUUUCCAAAACUGCAGCAUGCCUACUUCAUUUACUGGCUGGUCAAAAACGUGGAGCUGCUCGAUACGGUCUUCAUGAUCUUGAGGCAUCGGAACCGUCAGAUCUCGUUCCUUCACGUCUACCAUCACUGCAGUAUGUUGCUUCUGAGUGACCUGUGCUAUCAUUACUACCCCUGGCCAGCCAUAGCCCCUUACCUCCUCUUCAAUUCAUUUAUCCACAUCUUCUUGUAUUUUUACUACGGCCAGAGUGCUGUGAAUCCAUCACAGCGACCCACAUGGAAGAUAAGAUUGACACAGCUGCAAAUCCUCCAGUUUGUUAUGGACGUGGUUCUUGCAACAUGGGGCUAUCUCUUUCAUGGAUUUUGCAUUUAUGCGAUCUUGUAUGGUUUAACAAUGCUAAGUCUUUUCUCAAACUUUUACUUCAAAGCUUUUAAUUCAAAAAAAGCUACAUAAAUAUGUCUCUAAUUCAGAAAAAAAUAAUUAAAUAUUAUUUUUCCUGUCAAUGAACUGAAUGAGCUGGGAUUAAUUGUUUAAUACAUUAUGUUUUUUGGUUAAAAAGUCCACAAGAUCCAUUGGGAAUCAAAGAUCGUGAGUCAAUAUUAUAACUAUUAAGUAUUGGACACUUUAUUUUAAAGUUUGGCAUGUAAAGUGUGUUUAUUAUUGGUUUUAUAGUUAUGUAAAUCCUCAAUGAUCGGCAGGGAUUUUAUCGUUUCAGAACCAAAUUACAAGCAUCAAUCAACACUAUUUAAAAAAACUAUCAAUCCCUGCCACAGAUAGCAAGCCUUACUAUCCAAUCAGUCUCAAUGCAAACUACUGUAGGUACAUUUUUAAUGUGGAUAUAGAUGCAUCUUGAGAUGUGUGCAGUAUCACUGUGGGAUUCAAGGAGAGAAAUUGGUUCGAAUUAGUUGAGAACAUGAAGAGAUGAGCAAGGGUACGAUGGGAUAUGAGGCACAACUAAAUAGGAGCCGGUUUGUGUUUUGGAAUUAUCUCCCUGGAAGGGAGGUGGUAAAAAUGUAAACUGAGUUUCCAGAAGGGAUUGGAUGGAAAUUAAAGGGAAAAUAAUGUUCAAGGCAAUGGAGAAAUUGCCCCCAUGGGCAAUGGGGACAUUUGGGAUUGUCCAAAAAGGACUACCAUAGACUGCUGGGACCCUCUGACCGGUAAUUAUUUUUAACCAUAAUUCAUUAAUUUUGUACUUUGGAGGAAAAACAUGUAACCUCUCAAUGCCAUGUGUUGGGUUUGUUCAUUGCACAUUGCUGCAUCCAUCCUGACACAGAAGACAGGCACACAAUGCUGGAGUAACUCAGCGGAACAGGCAGCAUUUCUGGAUAGAAGGAAUGGGUGACGUUUUGGAUCGAGAGCUUUCUUCAGAAUCAGUCCCUACACAGCCAGGCCUGCCCAACUGAGCCCAAGGUAGGAUGAGCAAAUUCACCAUGUCUUGUGGAACGGUUCGUCAAUUGUGGCAGGUUACCUCUCGAAUUCCCGGGGUUAUUGCCAGGCCAACACAGGGGCACAUGGUUUUACGAUUCACUGCUUUAAUACAUUGCUGAAUUGUAUAAAUGGUACACACAGUUUAUUUUUGCAUUUGAAGCAUUAAAAAAAUUAAAAUAUUUUCGGAUAUUAAGAAA
This is a messenger RNA of Amblyraja radiata (thorny skate), 1964 nucleotides long. Its product is annotated as elongation of very long chain fatty acids protein 5-like. Gene Ontology annotation, cellular component: endoplasmic reticulum membrane. The record is from RefSeq and is a predicted model, not a curated record. Gene Ontology annotation, molecular function: fatty acid elongase activity. Gene Ontology annotation, biological process: fatty acid elongation, polyunsaturated fatty acid; very long-chain fatty acid biosynthetic process; fatty acid elongation, saturated fatty acid. The coding region runs from base 76 to 792 and encodes 238 amino acids. The transcript has 3 exons. Lineage: Eukaryota; Metazoa; Chordata; Chondrichthyes; Rajiformes; Rajidae.